This is a messenger RNA of Pestalotiopsis fici W106-1, 3471 nucleotides long. RefSeq lists its product as uncharacterized. Lineage: Eukaryota; Fungi; Ascomycota; Sordariomycetes; Amphisphaeriales; Sporocadaceae. The record is from RefSeq and is a predicted model, not a curated record. Bases 1 to 3471 code for a protein of 1156 amino acids. The transcript has 2 exons.
AUGGAAACCCUCGCGGCAUUGGGCAUUGCUUGCAAUCUGAUGCAAGUCAUCAGCUUCACUGGAGAAACCAUUACCCUCUGCAAGCACAUCUACAAGCGCGGAUCAGCAAACCCUAGCCUCGAAACCAACGCAAAGACUUUGCAGGUUCUCAUACAGUCCCUCGACAAAUCGCUGCAAGCUUCGACAUCUCAACUCCCUUCGGACAAGGCGACGCAAGAACUUGGAGAGCUGGCAAAGAAAUGUCUUGUCGCAGUGACCACACUGUCAACUGAAUUGGCCAAGAUUGCUACCGCGGCUAGCAAGGGCAGCAUUGGCAAGACCAUAAUUGCCAUCUCAAGGCAUUUGUGCAAAUACGGAGAUCUGCGCCGCUUGCAAGAUGAGAUUCAAGGGUACCAAAGUACAUUAGAGUCUGGUCUCUUGGUCAGAAUAUGUUCGACGAAUGAGGCGGCAGUAAUUCAAAGCCGUGAAGAGUUCAAAAGCCUCAAUACCACACUUCAGCAUUUCAUCAAUGCACUUGCCAAGAACCACGUGCACGUUUCUCAGUUGAUACAAAGCGUCGAGAACCGAGUCGAAAAUGGUUUUCUUGCAAUCCGAGACGAAGCAACACAGAGGCGGGUCCUAGGGAGCCUAAAGUAUGAUGGAAUGAAUGACCGACGAAAUACGGUUAAACCGCAUCAUCGAAGGACAUUUGAGUGGAUAUUCCGCGACCGAGCAGCUGAGCAUGAUUCUGAGGACGACGACUUCUCGGAUUUGGAGUCCGACUGCGCCUCGGAUCAUUCUGUUGCCUACUCUAAUACUUCUGAGCCCGAGUCAGUCAGCCACAAUGGAAAUGGUGAUACAUUCAAUGAUGGCAUACUAUCGGAUACUUCACAAGAUGAUACGUCACUCCCAUGGAACAGUUUCGUCUCCUGGCUCCAAUCUGACGACAGUGUCUACUGGGUCUCGGGCAAGCCUGGCUCAGGAAAGAGUACCCUCAUGCUCUUUCUUCUCAGGGAUUCUCGCACGCAGGCUCUUCUAGAAAAGUGGCGACCCGGCACGCGCAUAAUUAGCCACUUCUUACUGAGCUCCGGGUACCCCUUGCAACGAAAUACCAAGGGAAUCUACUGUUCACUCCUCCAUCAGAUACUUGAAGAAGAUCUCAAAGACAAAGGGGUUCUCUUGUCGUUCCUGGCCCAAAGGCUCCCACUGGUCCUAUCAAAGGACAAUCCCGGCGAUUGGGCAGACUCGGAGCUGAGAAAGGCGAUCAAAGUAGUUCUCAAGAGUUCGAAAAGGCCAACAUGCAUCUUCAUCGACGGACUGGACGAGCUUAUUCCAAGUGAAAUUCACGAGGAUCUUUGGUCCUUCAUAUUGGGUUUGCAAUCAAUCCCACAGCUGAAGAUGUGUCUCUCAAGCCGCCCGGAACCAAUAUUUCAACUGCGGCUUGAGAAGGUGCACAAACUGCGAAUCCAUACCUUGACGGAGAGUGAUAUCCGCACCUACACUAUGGAUUUCUUCAAGUCUAAGAUAUUACCUGGCCGAGAGAACAUGAACAAUUGGGAGCACAGACAAUUUGUUCAAAUCAUCUGCGAAAGGUCCAAUGGUGUUUUUCUAUGGGUUUGCCUGGUUCUCAGAAGACUGCAGAGAGGUCUUACGAACAAUGACAGCAUUGCUAUACUCAACGAACGCCUGAAGCAGACGCCAAAAGAGCUCCAUGAUCUAUUCAAUGACAUGUGGGCUCGAUCGGGACAAGACGCCGAUUUGUCGGACUAUAUUUCGACAGCAGCCACCUACUUCGGUCUUGUUGAUACGGUUCGCACUCACCCAUGGCCUUAUGCACGAUAUCCACGAGGCGUUAUAACCGUUGCAGAUAUGAUGCUGGCGACCGACCGCCGCUUUCUGCAAAGCGUUGUUGACGGGAACGAUAUAGAUCCUGCAACAAUUGUCGAGAAGUGCGACAAUGUCAUCAUGAAUCUAGGAACCAGAUGCGCAGGGCUCUUGGAGUGUCAUGAAGUUGAUCUCGAAUGUGUUCCCCGGAGAGAAUGCAAAUUUGCCAGCCAGAUUCGCUAUCACAAACUUGAGAUCCGGUUUAUCCACCGAUCAGCAUUGGAAUAUCUGCUCACGACUCAAGAGGGCAGUAAGAUUCUUGCAUAUGACACGUCGACUUGCCAAGAGCGACAGGCACUUUUUUGUCAUGUCGAUGUGGCUCGAGCAAAGUUGUGGGGGUUCGUGGCUGAACAUGAUCGGAACCGCUCAUGUCUAAAUAUCACGGAAUUCCUGAACAUGGUGUCAGGCUACGGGACCUAUCACCGGACGUAUUCUUUUUCAAAUGAUCUCGGUCGCUCAUUGACCUCGCUCGCAGGAUUGGUCUAUAUGGACGCCAGAUCUCGAGAUGAAGAUUUCUUUCCAUUCUACCCAGAAUGCACAGUACCGGGCCGUUUUAGCCAGAGCUCCCCAGAUUUCAUCACGGUACUAUGCUGUAGUUUCUCGUUUGGGUUGAUGCCGACCUAUCUUCGAUUGCUUGACUCGAAACUCACACCUCAGUACCUUGGAUAUCUCGUCCUAUGUAUAUGCAAACUUUUCACUUCAGUGAACCAGACUGUACUAUGGCGGGAUAAUGGGUACCGUUUAGUAGAAGACUGGGUGUUUGACUUCGAAUCGAGUUUGCAAUUCCUCGUCAACAAUGGAGCAAGCCUCAACGUCAAAGGACUCUGUGGUCUUGAACUGACGUUGGAAAUGUUGGAAGGAUCGAUUGACUCGCAUUCUUACCUCGAUUCACCAGCGAAUGUACUGAUCCUCGAUCUAUACAAUUAUCUGGAACCCAGAUUACUUCCGUCUCGAAUUCGAAUGAUUUCCAUGUUUCUCAAAAAUGGAAUCGAUAUGCACCAGGAAAUGUUGCUCAGUAUCUGCUGGUACACCAACAGGAAAAUAUGUAACCUGCAGUCGGGAAUCCCUGCUCCAGGCGCGCACAGCAAGAGGCUCCUCGCAUUUACAACGACACCGGGAUAUCUCCUUUGGUUGGCUUUGAGUUUGCUUCCUAAAAUAAGGCGUUUUGCACCAUGUCUGAGUGUUGCGGAAGAUUUGGUUACGGAUUUCAUGAACCUUGAAGAUAUGCCGAGCAAUCCGAAAGCACCAGAACCCUUAGCCUUCAAGGGUGGCUCGACUUCUGAAGCAGAAACUUUGGUAUUCCAUAAGAUCAGUUCCGAUCAUCAGGAAGAAUCGCUACGGCUCCUACUUGUUGACUUCCUCAAAUCGCGUGUCCUUGGUGAGUUCAGGCCAGGUCAGGUUGAAAGGAAAAUAUGGGACGGCUUGUUUCCCAUUGCACCGCAAUGCGAGACAAUGACAUUGCAGCAGCUGAAAAUGGAUCUCGCAGCAAAGUACGAUUUUGUCCGGGGCUCCGACUACUUGAGUAAGAUUCCGAGGCUUGGGGAUGAGAACGAGAAGAUUCUCCGGGAGCAUUUGAAGAGGGAAGCUUACCCUCACUGUGUAGUGUAG